GUACUAACUCGUUCCCACGAAAUGUAUUAAAGAGAAGUAAUAAUUCGUAGUAGGAGAACACGCAAUAUUUUCAUAUCAUUUAAGGUUUGUAGAUCAUUCCCGAAAAGUGCGAACGUGGGUUACCUCAUUGGCGAAUGCUGUAAUAGAAAUUUCUUUAUAUUUGAUCGAAUAAGUGAAUUCCAGUUAUACAACUUGUUCUGAAGUAAUUGACUCGCGUGGAUUGAACAUAGACAAAGAUACAAAAUGGGUUGGGGAACAAAAAUGGAUGGCUGUGGAAAUUUUAUAAAGUACAGUUUAUUCAUUGUAAACUUCAUUAUAUUUUUGGGAGGGAUUGUAGUAGUUUCCAUUGGAAUUUGGACGAUUGUUGAUAAAUCUUUCGCCAAUGAACUUCUUGGAACGAAUCUAUAUGCUGGAGCGGCCUAUAUAUUACUGGCUACUGGAAUAUUAGUCACAUUCAUAUCAUGUCUUGGUUGCGUGGGAUCAGUGAAGGAAGUUCGAUGUAUGCUAGUCAUAUACUUCAUCAUUCUUUUCUUGAUUUUCGUCACAAUGCUUGUCGGAGGAAUAUUAGGUUAUGUCUUCCGUGGUAAAAUAGAUAAUACAAUAAGAAUUGGAAUGGAGAGCUCACUAAGAGAUUAUGGAAACAAUAAAGCUGUAACAGAUGCAUGGGAUCAAACCCAGAUUCAAUUGAAAUGUUGUGGAGUUUAUGGUUACCAAGAUUGGCAAAAUAACAUACCCAGAUCUUGUUGUAAAAUGACAGCUAAUGGCAUAGCAGUUCCAUGUAACAGUGUUGAAGGAAAUAAUGAAUUCACAAUUAAUCAAGACGGAUGCCUAGGGGUUACCAAAAAUUUUGUCAAAGCGCACGCUGUUGUCAUAGGUACUGCUGGAAUUGCAGUUUCAUGUCUUAUGAUUUUGGGCAUGGUGUUCUCGUGUUACCUUUUCAAAUCAUUGGAAUAAACCGCGAUUGCCAUCGUCAAAUAAGUGAAGUUAUAAGGAAUGAAUUAUUGAAUCCAUUUAUAUGUGAUCAUUUUGUUCUGUACUUAAUUGUGGUAAUCAAGAAUAAUUAAUUUCUUCCAUUAGAAUAUUCAUCGAGUUAUUUGAAUCAAAUUAUGUAGGUAACUGCUUAAUGAUACACUGUUUUAUCAGAAAAUUGACAAAUGCAUAUAUACUUUGUUAAAAACGAUCAGCUCUCGAAGUACUGUAUUCAAAUAUCUUAUCUUCAAAAAGUAAAACAAUAAAAUUAUCAAGAAGACAACAACUUAUCAAGAUUUUUAUCAAAUUUUCACAUAAAUUAAUGCACGCGAUAACUUCAAUCCAGGAAAAUAUUAAUACAAAAUAGUAGAUUGAAUAACUGAAUAAUGUACCUGAGUUGGAUCAUUCAAAUACCUUAUAUAGAAACAUCUCUUUGAAAAACAGACUGCCACUCCCUCUCAGAUACAAAUAUCCUUCGAUGAAUUGGUGUAAAAAUAUUCCAAGUUCAGUAAAGGCAAAAAAUCUGCCCUGCGUCUACCUAACAAAUGUAGUAUUUACACUGGAGUAGCAUUUGCUACACUCCAUGCUCUAAAAAUGUGCAGAACAGUGAAUGAAAAAAAAUCCCUAAUCGUCUCUGAUUCAUCAAGCACACUAAAAGAUUUUAUAACUUUAUACCCAUCACACCCGAUCCAUCAACUCAAAAUGGAACUUUAUGCCUUAUAACAUAAAAACAUUUUGUUUCUAUGGCCAUCGUCACACACGGGAGUAAAAGGAAAAGAAGAAGUAGACUCUUGAACACAUCAAUAUCCUCUAACAAAAAAAACGGCGUCUUUAUGUUAAACAUACCAAACCAGAUUCACAGAAGACGCUACAAGCUAAGAAAAAAUUUGAAAUCAAUUCUCUCUUCAUCCGGAAACGAAGUGCUAUGUUAAUUAGAGACACAAAUUUGAUAUCUAAAAUCUAAUGUCUCAUUAUUAUAAAUUAUAGUACUAUGUUGUGAAUGUCUCCCAUGCUAAUAACUCUUAGUAGUUGAUGCGGGGUUAUGUAUGUUUAAAUAAACAUAUAUUUCUACAGCAAAAUUCUGUUCUCCUUGUACACGAUAAGUUCAUAAAUUAAAUAUACUAAAUUUCAAGAAAUAGUGAACAUAAUAUUCUAUUAUGCAAAAACAUUUAAAUUUUUAUACGAGAAGAUUACGCUCAAUUAGUAUGUUUAUAAUAAAACAUACACUGUAAAUAUGUGUAUUUUCCUAUUCGCAUUUAUCUGAAUACUUAGAUUCUACAACUCGGAAAAUAUAAAUUUCUAUUUUCAAUUGAUUCCUAUGCCGUUUAUGAAUGAGAGCGUUAGCACUCUUAUCCUUUUCAGAAUGUAUUUAUUUUUUUUUUUGGAAAUAUAAGAGACACCUAUCGUUUAUUUGCUAUUGAAAUGAAACAACUAUCGACCCUUGUUCCCAAUUAAAGCAGAUAAUAAGAGUUUAAAAACAGAAACCUACCUAAAAUAAUAUAGAAAACAUUUUCAAUCCAAUUCAUUUUAAUUAUCAUAAUAUUGAAACUUAUAGAAUUCAGUAUUAUAUUUCAACUAAAAAAAAUGGUAAUUGUUUCCAUUCAAUUAUAACAGAAAUUAUUUCCUUCUCUUUAAUCAAAUUAAUUUUAACAUUAUGAGUACCAUCUUGUAUAAAUAAACAAAUAUGAUUAUUAAGAUCUAAAAAGGUGUGCUCGUAAUAAAAAUAAUUACAAUGAUUUAUAUACUUUAAGAUUAACAAAUAGUUGGUAUUAUUAAUAUUCUAGAGAGCUCAACUUGCAGAGAUCCGCAAUGCAUUUUGAACAACAGGUAACUGUGGAAGCACUGAGACAUACCAUGAAAAUGUCAACUUUGAUAAUAUGGAUUACAAAACAAUUCAUACAAUGUUUAUUAACCUAUAUUCAUAUCCAAUUGUUGAAGGAUUGAAAGAAAUAUUAAUAGUAUCCAACAUACAUAUGUUUACUGAGCAAAAAACUUCGUACACUUCCUAUAGAAUCAAGUUUCAUAAAAUUUUGAUAUUCUUGACUAAUCCAUUCCUCUGGUAGAAUCAUUUGAAAAUUGCAAAUGUAUAAUACUCGCUAAAGCUAGUAAACAGUAUCAAUACACAAUUCCUAAACAUCUAAUUACUUACUUGCAGUCACGGAAAUCUUGCUUCGGUUUUGAUUGAUAUUCGUCCUGUAUAGAAGCUUCAUCGCUAGUGCUUCUGCUCAAAUUAUUCUCCCAAAUUCUUGAAUAAGAUCCACAAUAUAGUUUUAGAAACUUCGAAGCACCCAUACAGCAGCUUCCGAUUAAGCUUCGAGCCGUUUCAAAUUUAAAAUACAUAUUUUGUAUGUUUAGCCAAUCGAAGAUAAUUUUUCAUAAGAAUUGACUCUCAGUGUGUUCUGUAUUGUGUUUGUCGAUAAACCAGUGAAUAAAUUUGUGUUUCAAGCCAUGACAAUGAAGACUAUUUAUUUAAAACAAACACCACAAUUCUUCAUUUGAAAUAUUGCACCACAAAGUAGUUUAAAAUUUAAUUCGUACAUCAAUGGACUUUACAGGGAAAAAUAUUCGUUAAAUUUUAGAUGAAAUAUACGAUGCAUAUUUUUCACUAGUCUUAGACACCACCACUAUUCAAUGUUUAUAGAAUAUACUAACAUGCAUUUAUAGAUACUUGGACUAGCACAUAUUAUAAUAAAAAAUAUUUUUCAGCAUAUAUGAAUAUUAUCAAUACUAAAGUACAAAAUAUAUUUAUAAGAAGACAAUUGUUCAUUCUUUUUAUUUUUAGACUAUUUAGAGUUUCUAAUAUUUUUAAAGAUCAGUAUAGAUGUUGCUGUUUUCAGAUAUUUGUAACUGAAGGUGAAUUUAUGUAUGUUCAACGAAAUAUUGAAGCAGAUCUCUUUGUAAAAGUAUAUAUAAUAAAUGUUUAUCACUUGUGCAGAGGCUAGA
Diorhabda sublineata is the source of this 3912-nucleotide messenger RNA. RefSeq names its product CD151 antigen. The transcript is spliced from 6 exons. The coding region runs from base 244 to 954 and encodes 236 amino acids. Gene Ontology annotation, cellular component: membrane. Lineage: Eukaryota; Metazoa; Arthropoda; Insecta; Coleoptera; Chrysomelidae. The record is from RefSeq and is a predicted model, not a curated record.